Messenger RNA from Lipotes vexillifer (Yangtze River dolphin), 522 nucleotides. It is a transcript of the gene NMU, whose product is annotated as neuromedin U. The transcript is spliced from 9 exons. Gene Ontology annotation, cellular component: terminal bouton. Lineage: Eukaryota; Metazoa; Chordata; Mammalia; Artiodactyla; Lipotidae. Gene Ontology annotation, molecular function: neuromedin U receptor binding. The record is from RefSeq and is a predicted model, not a curated record. The coding region runs from base 1 to 522 and encodes 173 amino acids. Gene Ontology annotation, biological process: neuropeptide signaling pathway; positive regulation of synaptic transmission; positive regulation of smooth muscle contraction.
AUGCUGCGAGCCACGAGCCGCCGCCCCGGGCCGCCCCCCGGUCAGGGGGCCGCUGCGUCCCCGCUCCUGCUGCUACUACUGCUGUCUUGUUGCGCGGACACCUGCGGAGGUGCUCCAAUAUUGCCUCAAGGAUUACAGCUGGAACAAGAAUUACAGUUGUGGAAUGAGAUAGAUGAUGCUUGUUCGUCUUUCCUGUCCAUGGAUCCUCUGCCUCAGGCAUCCAACGCAUUGGAGGAGCUUUGCUUCAUAAUUAUGGGGACUCUACCAAAGACCCAGGAAACAGAUGAAAAAGAUAAUACCAAAAGGUUCUUAUUUCAUUAUUCGAAGACACAAAAGUUGGCCAAUUCAAAUGCUGUGUCGUCUGUCCUGCAUCCGCUGCUGCAGCUCGUUCCACAACUGCAUGAGAGAAGAAUGAAGAGGUUCAAAGUGGACGAAGAAUUCCAAGGUCCUAUUACAGGCCAAAGUAGAGGAUUCUUUUUAUUCAGGCCACGCAAUGGAAGAAGGUCAGAAGGUUACAUUUAA